Molecule: messenger RNA, 2369 nt
Organism: Drosophila bipectinata
Lineage: Eukaryota; Metazoa; Arthropoda; Insecta; Diptera; Drosophilidae
Product: solute carrier family 22 member 3-like
Biological process (GO): transmembrane transport
Cellular component (GO): membrane
Molecular function (GO): transmembrane transporter activity
Source: RefSeq, a predicted model, not a curated record
ACGCGAGCUUAUUCCAAGUCGGAGGCUGGGGCGCUGCUCAUUCACGAGUCGGCACUUGGAGGCUUAGGAACCGAGCAGAAUGCUGAAAUUGCAACCCAAACUGGAGGUGGUUCAGGAGAAGCCAGAGUCCGUAUCGGAGACCAAGGACAGCUCUCAAAGUGCCACCCAAGAGAGCCAGCUGGACACGAUCAUAGUCCAGAUCGGGCAGUUCGGUCGCUUUCAGAUCUCCAACUACCUGCUACUCUGCUUGCCAAUCAUCUGCAAUGCCUUCUACUCAAUCUCGUACUUCUUUACGGCGGGUCAAGUGCCGCACAGAUGCAACAUUACCCAGUGCGACAGCUUGGAGACCAGUUACGAAGAGCCCUUCCUCAACUUCACCACCCCGCAUCGUCACGGAGCCUGGGAUCAGUGCGAGCACUACGCCGUGAUUCUUGACGGGGAAUGGGGCAACGAGGCCGAGUGCAAUGCCAGCUGGUUCGAUGUGGGUCAGCGGGUCAGCUGCGAAGCGGGAUUCAAGCUGCAAAGCGACGAGAGCACGAUAGCCAGCGAGUUCGGCAUCUUCUGCUCCGACCAGUGGAAGCUGUCCAUGGUGGGCACUGUCAACAACAUUGGUCAGUUUGUGGGCAUACCCCUGGGGGGAUUCCUCUCCGAUCGAUACGGUCGCAAGACCAUAUUAGUUUUGGCUGGAGUCCUGAGCAGCUUCGCCGGGUUGGCUCGUUCACAUGCCCCGGAUUACUACAGCUUCCUGGGGCUCGAGUUCCUGGACAUGGCGGUGGGCAGUACACUUUUUCCCACUGCCUUUCUGCUGGCAGUGGAGCUGGUGGGACCCAAGCGGCGCGUGAUAGCCGCCACCAUGAUCAGCCUGACCUACGGGCUGGCGGAGGCGGCAUUGGGUUACCUGGCUAGCUACGUGCGCGACUGGCGAGUGCUACUGCGCGUCCUCUACGCACCAGCCCUGCUUCACCUGAUCUUCAUCUGCCUGCUGCCGGAGAGUGUGCGCUGGCUGCUCAGUCAGUCCAUGGAGCAGGAAGCCACAGAAACUCUCAGGAGAGUGGCCAGGGUGAACCGGCGGUCCCUCUCGGAGCAGCAGCUUACCGACUUGGUCCGCUCCAACCGCCGGGUGGAAGCCCAGUCCUCCGCUCCCGGUGGACACUACACAGCCAGACAGAUCGCCCAGGCCCUCGGGUGGCGCAUCGCCCUGUGCUGCUUCGUGUGGUUCACCCACACCUUCAUCUGUCUGGGCCUCAGCCUGAACUCCAGCGAACUGAGUGGGAGUAAGUUCGAAAACUUCAGCAUCACGGGCCUUAUGCAGCUGCCGGGCAUCCUGAUAGCCACCACCCUGAUGCACCGAGUCGGUCGUCGGCGGGCACUCAGUUCCUCGCUGUUUAGCUGCGCGUCCCUACUUCUGGCGGCGGCAGCCACGGAUGAAGUUUAUCCAUUGACGUCCUCAGUACUGUACUUCCUGGCCAAGAUGACCUCCACCGGCAGCUUUAUGAUUGUGUACUUCUUCACCUCAGAGAUCUUCCCCACCAACUGCAGAAACAGCCUUCUGUCCUUCUGCUCCUCUGUGGGUCGCUUUGGAUCUAUGUUGGCUCCGCACACGCCGCUUCUUAUUGCCUACUAUCAGUACGCCCCCCACUUAAUCUUCGCCUUGUUUGGGUUCAUCUGCUCCAGUCUGGUGUUGCUCUUCCCGGAGACUGCCAAUAAAGUGCUUCCCACCACGUUGGAGGAGGCACGUGCCCUGGACAGAAGCAUGCCGAGGGAAAAGGCUAGUAAGUCUGCCGUCUAAUCGAACCUCAGUACGAUCCUCAGUAUCGGAAAUCAGAGCUUUUCGACAAUCAGUAAAAUAAUACAGCCGAGAAAAACGCCACUUGAUGUAGCUGUCAAGUAAUUGCAUAAAGUAUUAAAUAACUUUGAAAUCGAGUAUUUCCAUUAAAAAAGUAAUUGUUCUCAAAGUGUAUACUUAUUUGAGCUGAUUUUUGUUGCAGAGCGUGUUAAAUCAUCCACUCCUAUCUGAUUAAUGUGCUACCAAGAGUCGAGAUAUUCCGAGAUAGGAACUGAUUUCGGACAAGGGUGCAAUAUCUUUAUAAAUCUGAAACGGGGCUUAUCAGUGCCAUGACUAGCGACAUUUUAUCGAUUUACGACUCCCAGUGCCCGGGACCCGAUGUCGUACAUCUUCCAAGCGCUUUCAAUUACAGCGCUAUAAUAAUUCACUGAGCCCCCUACUAAUUGUGGUCCGAAUCGUAUCAUUGAUUUAUCAAUCUGCCUCGGCAACCGAGCCGAACGGAUUGUCAAUCAGGCCCCGGACUUGUUUGUUCAUUUUCAUAUUGGAGCAUAUCUACAGCACAUGUAUAUUCCUCCCCGGUUAA